UUCCGCAGCUGUGUCUUUUUUUCUGUGAUACUGUUCCCAUCGAUGUGAAUCAAAAAUGAGUUGAACUGAUGCUACUGUCAUGUUUUCUCGGCGGAUGCUUCUGCGCCAUGCAGAUCAAGACUUCUUGGUAAUCAAGAACGCAAUACUCUCUCGGACUAGACUCCAAGGAGAUCUCUAUGAAGAUCGUGAUGAAACGUUAGUUUUGCCUGCAACGUUUUGAGCGACGUGCACUUGGGCGGAAACAGAUAAGUAUUAUUUCCGCGGGAAGGAAUUUGAAGCAGGUGACUGAAAACGUGAGCAAGAUCUGUUUCGGGGAGUUGACGAAUGAAUGGUUUUUUAAAAGUUGUUCCGUAUUAUAUUCUUCAUUUAUGUAUGCAUUGCAGUUAUUUACUGAGAGGAAUAUCUGCUGGUUGAUGAAAUUUGGUUUGGUGGAAAGGCCCACGAGCGAUGUUAUCCUUUCGUGGAUUAGGGAUAGACUCGUGCUUUAGCUUGUGAAGUAGCGUGCAGAUCAACGCCAAUGUUCGGAGGCUACACAAGCUAGAGAGGAUGACUUGAAGGGGCGUUUUCACGCAUUAAAAAAAACCGUGGUUCGGUGGUCAGGUUUUCCUUUUUUGUUGAAUUUAUGAGGAUAUUGUGAAGAGAUUGCGCAUAACAUCAACCAUGGCGCCCUUUUAAUAUGUUCAUUUGUUUCACGCAGAAAGGCAUCCGAGGAAGCUCUAAAUGUAUAACAAUUUGUGUGGAAUAUUUUUGGCGUGCUGUCGAGUCAACGCUAUUGUUCCGUUUAGCACGUCCGUAUCUUCAAGGAUGACAUCAAACAAUUACAAAACUGCAAAAACGAUUUACGAUUUUUCCGCAAACGCCAUCAACGGUGGUGGACUGGUACAGUUGGAAAAGUACAGGGGAAAAGUAUGUCUAAUUGUGAACGUCGCCACCAAGUGUGGGUUGACGAAUGUCGACUACACUCAACUGGUCGAACUUCACAAGAAGUACGUUGAUCAAGGUUUCAGUGUCCUUGCGUUUCCUUGCAAUCAAUUCCUGAGCCAGGAACCCGGGACUGAAGCGGAUAUUGUGAAAUUUGUUCAAGGGUUCGGUGUAGAGUUCGAUAUGUUUGAAAAGAUCGAUGUGAACGGAGAUAGCGCUCAUCCAUUAUGGAAGUGGCUCAAAGAGCAGAAAGGAGGGUUUCUCGGAAGUGCGUCUGUGAACUCCGUGAUGGCGUCGAACGAUUACAAAACCGCGAAAACUAUUUACGACUUUUCCGCGGACGCCAUCAAUGGCGGUGGACUCGUGCAGUUGGAGAAGUACAGGGGAAAGGUUUGUCUGAUCGUGAACGUCGCCACCAAGUGA
Molecule: messenger RNA, 1344 nt
Organism: Notodromas monacha
Lineage: Eukaryota; Metazoa; Arthropoda; Ostracoda; Podocopida; Cyprididae
Source: the annotation of a GenBank genome assembly